AUUCGUUGUGCUACAAAUCGCGGAUAAGUUAGAGCGGAAAGUGAGCGAAACGAGUAAACGAACUUUGUAAAUACUUUCACCGACUAAAAGGAUGAGAGAAGUUCUAUAAAUUAUAGAGACAAUGAUGAGUUCUCAGAAUAUCUGCUUCUUUCUCACAUUUUCUUUGUGUUUGUGGUCGAGUUUGUCCAAAAUGAGAUGGUUCGUACUUGUAUUGUUUUCCAUAAAAGCUUUCGCUUUGUAUUAUUUCAGUAGUAGUUUUACAUUUCAAACUGUAUUAACUAAUUUCAAGCGCGUCAAAGAAUUUUAUCGAAACUGCGCAAAGUUUAUAAACUGCGUUCAUGAAAAAGUUUUAUGUCUUUUAAUUAAUUUUAAACUAUUGCGUUUGUUGGAAUCUAGGAAUGUUGUGGAUAAAAUGCAAUUGCUGAAAAACCAUGAAAUGUAUAUUCUCGGAACAACUCCAAUGUGCACGUAUAUCAAAGGUUUAUCACCUGGACAAGUGAAAAUGUGUCAGUUAUAUCAAGAUUACAUGCCGAGCGUUAAGCGAGGCGCAAUGAUGGGAAGAAAUGAAUGCCAGUGGCAAUUUCGAACGAGUCUUUGGAAUUGUUCGUCGAUCCAUGACGACGACGACAUAUUCGGAUCAGUAACGGACAUACCCAGCAGAGAAGCUGCGUUUACUCAUGCAAUAACUUCGGCGGGUAUCGCACAUACAGUUAGUAGAACUUGCGCAGAAGGAAGAUUAUCAAAAUGCCACUGUUCAGAAAGAGAAAGACCUAAGCAUCUAAAGAAUCAAUGGAUGUGGGGAGGUUGUGGAGAUAAUAUUGAUUUCGGAUACGACUUUGCUGUUGAGUUCAUAGAUAUUCGUGAGACGGAAAAGAACCAUCCUAGAAAAUCUAAGGAACUCUCACGCAUGCUCAUGAACGUUCAUAAUAAUGAAGCCGGAAGAUUGGCCGUAAAGAAUCACGUUAGAAUCGCCUGCAAAUGUCACGGAGUUUCAGGAUCAUGUAAUGUUAAAACUUGUUGGUUUCAAGUUGAACCUUUCCGAAGUAUCGGUGCUCGUUUAAAAGAGAGAUAUAAAUUUUCUACCCACAUGCGAUUCAAUAAACGUGGAACAAAACUAAUGCCUUCCCUUCCUUCCUUGCCGAAGCCGACAAAGGAACAUCUUGUCUACUUGCAGGAUUCACCUGACUACUGCGACACUGAUUUAUCUAAGGGAUCUUUAGGGACGACUGGAAGAAGGUGUAUAAAAGGCGACAAAGGAACAAGCGGGUGUCGAAAAAUGUGCUGUGGUAGAGGUUAUAAGAAAAAGUUGGUUAAAACAACUGUUAGAUGCAGGUGUAAAUUUCAAUGGUGUUGUUUCGUCAAAUGCGAUGAGUGCUCCAGGAUCAACACGGUCUAUGAAUGCAAAUAG
Dimorphilus gyrociliatus is the source of this 1408-nucleotide messenger RNA. NCBI's taxonomy places the organism in Eukaryota, Metazoa, Annelida, Polychaeta, Dinophilidae. The record is from the annotation of a GenBank genome assembly.